Molecule: messenger RNA, 3146 nt
Organism: Gekko japonicus
Lineage: Eukaryota; Metazoa; Chordata; Lepidosauria; Squamata; Gekkonidae
Gene: GFM2
Product: G elongation factor, mitochondrial 2
Exons: 20
Coding region: 193-2529 (778 amino acids)
Biological process (GO): ribosome disassembly; mitochondrial translation
Cellular component (GO): mitochondrion
Molecular function (GO): GTP binding; GTPase activity; translation elongation factor activity
Source: RefSeq, a predicted model, not a curated record
CGAUGUUCUCGCUGUUGUAUAGUAAUUUUGGAACAAAAUAGGAUGCGUUUUUAAAUAAAACUUUUGCGUCUGCUUAAGUCGGCGCCUGGAUCAAUGGAUGUUGGUGGUUGGCUUUAAUGGGAAUUAUUCAGGCUGUUAAUUUAAGUGCAGGCAUUCUUGUAUGACAUUUGGUUAUGUAGGCAAGAUAUCAAUAUGCUGCGAAACAAGAGAAAACUGUUACUGAGUGCCCUAAAAAGGGUGUACUUACACAGUCAGUGCACAUAUUGUCAAAAAGCAAGAACUCAUUGUGUAAAGAAAUUCAGAAGUCACUUAUAUCUCCAGAGGAAUUACAUUUCCCCACCAGGUGAGGUGAAAUCUUUACGCUCUGUUAUCACUCCACCUGUGUCUAAAAUCCGUAAUAUUGGUAUCAUGGCUCACAUAGAUGCAGGAAAAACAACUACCACUGAAAGGAUGCUAUACUAUUCAGGAUACAUAAGAAGCCUUGGAGAUGUUGAUGAUGGAGACACCGUAACAGAUUUCAUGGCACAGGAACGAGAGCGUGGCAUCACCAUUCAGUCGGCUGCCGUGACUUUUGAUUGGGCGGGCCAUAGAAUAAACCUAAUAGAUACACCAGGUCAUGUGGACUUUACAUUGGAAGUGGAACGGUCUCUGAGAGUACUGGAUGGAGCAGUGGCUGUAUUUGAUGCCUCAGCUGGUGUGGAGGCACAGUCCCUGACAGUGUGGAGACAAGCAGACAAGCACCACAUACCACGGAUUUGUUUUUUGAACAAGAUGGACAAAACUGGAGCCAGUUUCAGUUAUGCUGUUGAGAGCAUUGAACAGAAGCUGAAGACCAAGCCUUUGGUUUUACAGUUGCCAAUUGGAGAGGCCAAGUCCUUUAGUGGAAUAGUUGAUGUUGUGACCAAGGAACAAGUUAUUUGGAAGUCUGCAGCUGGAUUGGAUGAUGGAAAGAACUUUGAGCGGAAACCCUUGAAAGAAGCAGAUAGUCCUGACCUGUUAAAGGAUACCAUUGAUGCGAGAACAGCCUUAAUAGAACAAAUCGCAGAUCUGGAUGAUGAAUUUGCUGAACUGGUCCUUGGGGAAUUCAGUGAGAAUUUUGAUUCAUUGCCAGCCGAUAAGUUACGUUCUGCUGUACGAAGAGUAACCCUGGCUCACAAAGCAGUUCCUGUGUUUUGUGGGAGUGCGUUGAAAAAUAAAGGGGUUCAACCAUUGUUGGAUGCCAUCACCAUGUACUUGCCUGCUCCAAAUGAGCGCAAUUAUGAAUUUUUGCAAUGGUAUAGGGAUGACUUGUGCGCUUUAGCAUUUAAAGUUAUCCAUGACAAACAGCGUGGGCCAUUGGUAUUUGUGCGCAUUUACUCAGGCACAAUGAAGCCUCAGUCGGCUGUCUACAAUAUUAACAAAGACUGCACAGAGAGAAUGAGCCGCCUGAUGCUACCUUUUGCCGAUCAGCAAAUAGAGAUCUCUUCACUAACAGCUGGCAACAUUGCCCUGACUGUCGGGUUGAAACAGAGUGCCACUGGAGACACCAUUGUUUUAUCAAAGGCUUCUGCGAUGGCUGCAGCCCAGAAAGCUGAGAAAGAUGUGAGGUCAGACUGUGGUCAAACCUGUGGAGUAGAGAACCUUCUCUUGGCAGGCGUUGAGGUCCCAGAGCCAGUCUUCUUUUGUACAAUCGAGCCUCCAUCCAUGGCCAGACAACCAGAUCUGGACAAUGCCUUGGCUUGCCUGCAACGUGAGGAUCCCAGUUUGAAAGUCAAGAUAGAUGCUGAUACUGGACAAACGAUCCUUUGUGGCAUGGGAGAGCUGCACAUUGAGGUCAUUCAUGACCGAAUCAAACGUGAAUACGGACUUGAGACCUACCUUGGACCUCUUCAGGUAGCUUACAGAGAAACCAUUCAAAACACAGUCCAAGCUACUGAUAUGCUGGACAGAAUUAUAGGAGAAAAACGACACCAAGUGACUGUUGAAUUACACCUGAGACCCUGGGAUGGAGAAUGGUCAGCAACAGCACCAAUCAUUGAGUAUGCCGAAAACACCUGCAAUUUGCUUCAGCCAGAACUUCGUGAAGCUGUAGAGAAUGGAAUUCAUGCCUCGUAUCUUCAAGGACCACUUCUGGGAUUUCCAGUUCAAGACGUAGUUGUGAUGGUGCAUGCAGUGGAUGCAAAUGCUGAUACCUCCCCCACAAUGGUUUCUGCUUGUGUUUCUCGGUGCAUGCAAAAGGCUCUGAAAAAAGCUGAUAAGCAAGUGCUGGAGCCUCUCAUGAACCUGGAAAUAACAGUGGAUGAGAGUCAUCUUGGCGCAGUGCUUGGGGACCUGGCACAAAGAAGAGGCAGCAUUCAAGAAAUCCAGAGUCGUCAAGAUAGCAAAGUCAUGAUUGCUUCAGUUCCACUAGCAGAAAUGAUGGGAUAUUCAACAGUUUUGCGCACUUUAACAUCUGGCUCUGGGACAUUCACUCUGGAACUGGCAAGCUAUCAAGCAAUGAGCCCACAUGAGCAAACUGCUCUGGUGAACAAGAGGACUGGACUGAUAUAAUGUGAAAGCUGAAUAAACUUGAGGUCUGAUGAUCUGCCACAGUCAAAAGUAUGUGGCCGUAACUGUACCGGCAUGUAUUCAGUGGUCUUAAAGUGUGAAGACAAAACAAACAUGAAUUGGCAUUUUUACAAGAGGUAUCGGAAAAUGCAAACAUGUGUUUGUACAUUACUUAGGGCCAGUUUAAAGCAUGAGGCUACAAGACAAAGAGCUGCUCCAUACAACUUUGCAGGGUUUAAACUGUGUUGCUAAGUGUGGUUGGGCUGUGCACCAGAUAACCCUUGCAGAUUUGUACUACCGUCCCUGCUAAAUAAACAUGUGUAAGUUGCCCUGCAUGAGUUGCAGCAGAGUUUAAAUGAGAUCAUGAGUCUUACAAAGUCACAUGGUAAAGUUCUUUGGUUUUGCCAGCCUCAUACUUCAAUCAGACCUUACAAAGUUUUAUGUGGUAGGGUUGAAGAGAAGUGCUAUUAUCUCUUUAACUGCUAAAUAAUUUACCCUGAUUAUUUCAUGUCAUCCUUCUACCAUCUGAAUGUAAGCCAGUACUUAUCUUACCUUUUCUACAGGAAACCAUAUCCACUGAUUGGUCUAGUGGUUAAGAGUGCGGACUGUAAUCUGGGAGA